UUUAUUCUCUCCUCGUGGGGUGUGUCUACCAGAGCAGCACUCGGCGCUUGUUGGAGUCUGUCCGGAUGUGUAUAUGAUGUCUGAUCACUUGUUCCUCGCCAGUGCGCAGCUGGUGCGCAAUGGAUUUAUUGUGGAAUUUGUUCUAUGUCGUAUUUAACCAGUUUCUCUGCUCUCUGAAUGGAUCUGCAUAAAGCAACGAUGAUAUUCGCAACUUUCUGGAUAAUGUUUCCUGUCCUUGAUUUAGUGCACUUCUCAAAGGCAGAUGCGAUCGCACAGUCUCGCUCGGUUCGGCUGGACUGCGUUAGGGCUCAUGAACAGUGUUUGGGAAAGUACGGAUGCAGCACCAAGUACCGCACCAUGAGACAAUGUGUGGCCGGGAGAACCGGUAACUUCAGCAUGCUGGCUGAACCAGAGGCGCAGGACGAGUGCAGGAACGCCAUAGAGUCCAUGAAACAGAGUCCUCUGUAUGAUUGCAAGUGCAGGAGAGGAAUGAAGAAAGAGAAGAACUGCCUGCGCAUCUUCUGGAGUAUAUAUCAGAGUUUACAGGCUAAUGACUUACUGGAAGACUCGCCAUAUGAUGCGGUAAACAGCCGUCUGUCUGAUAUUUUUCGUCUGGCUCCCAUCAUAUCAGGUGAAGCGGCCUUUACCAAGGACAACAACUGCCUGAAUGCCGCCAAGGCCUGCAACCUGAAUGACACAUGUAAGAAGUACCGCUCCUUGUACAUCAGCCCCUGCACCAGUCGAGUCUCCACUACUGAAGUGUGUAACAAGCGCAAGUGCCACAAGGCCCUGCGGCAGUUCUUCGACAAGGUGCCACCGAAGCACAGCUAUGGCAUGCUUUUCUGCUCCUGCCCCUCCGGGGAUCAUUCGGCUUGCUCCGAGCGCAGACGUCAGACCAUCGUGCCAGCCUGCUCCUACGAGGACAAGGAAAAACCCAACUGUCUCUCCUUGCAAGCCUCCUGCAAGACCAACUACAUCUGCAGAUCUCGUUUAGCUGACUUCCUCACUAACUGUCAACCUGAGGCACGCUCGAUAUCAGGGUGUCUGAAGGAAAACUAUGCUGACUGUCUGUUGGCAUAUUCAGGGCUCAUUGGUACGGUGAUGACCCCGAACUACCUCCGCGCACCUGGCAUCAGCGUGUCACCUUGGUGCGACUGUAGCAACAGCGGAAACGGAAAAGCAGAGUGUGACAAGUUCACCGAAUUUUUCACCAACAACCGUUGUCUCCGCAAUGCCAUCCAGGCAUUUGGCAAUGGCACAGAUGUAGGAGUGUGGCAACCCCAACCACCCAUCAUGUCCACUCCAGCAGACCCCUACACUCCUCCAAAAGGACGUGACAGGACAUCCAACGCCCUGGAUGACCCAACGCUCACCAAUGACCUCGACAGCAAUGCAGACCAUCUCUACAGCUUCUGUGGAAGCCUGCAGGCUCAGAAACUGAAAAGCAAUGUUACUCUGGACGUUCUUUGUGUGGAUCAGCAGCUGAACGACCCCAGUAGCUUUAAUGCAAUCACUCGGAGCUCAACUAGUGCUGUCUGUCUGGUGGACUGGACUGUGCUGCUUCUGCUGCUGUGUCUGCUCUCAAUUCUUCACCUCGACCAUCUUACAGCCUCACAGACUUUAUAGCUGCUCCCCGAUCAGACCUGCUGCUGCCUCUGUACCAUACAAAAACAAAAAAAAAAGAUGUUGUAUUUUGAGUUUUUCCGCAAGUGGUUCUGUGCGCGCUGUGGUGUUUCAGUGUGAUGAAACUAUUCUUGGUCCACCUGCUUUUCUUUCUCACUUAUUGGAGAUAACAGACAAACAUGGACGCAAUCGGAAGCUCAUCUAGGAUUACUUUGUCAACGAGGUGUCACCUGAACUCUAAUAUGUGGUGCCAUUUUUUUGUACCAUCACAGUGAGAUCGGACUGAGAAUACAGGAAUUAAUGUGAGAUGCAAGAACCACUACUGACAAUGAAAGAUUGAUGCAGCUUCUGCAUAUUAGUGUGCUGCAGAUGAUCGUUUAUUUCCUCUGAGCUGAUGCCACAGGAAAGCCUACAACUCCAACUAAGAGUGUCAAGCGGUGCACAGGAUUUUUUUGAAGGCUUAUCAGCAAAACCUGCUGUUACAGUCCCUUAUUAGGGCCUACAAACUCCAUUCUCCCUCAAAGUGGCAGUGACGUUUUGUGGUGCUCCAAUUAGGAUGAUACGGUUUUGGAAAUGAACAUCAGGAUAGACACAACACUUUAUCACAUCAACACAUGGGCAGUUUUUUUUUUUUUUUUUUUUUUUAUUUCUGGACUCGGUUAAAUUUGUAAAUGUCAAAUCUAUUUUAGUUUUUGUCCUCUCCAGUGAAACAAGGGUGAGAGCGAUCUGCUUAUUUUGGGAAUUUCUGCCCCUACUUGUAAAUACCAUCUUUGUUUAAUAACCAUAUUAUUACGGUGGCCGAGAGAGCUUAACGUGCUGCAAUUUAAGAAAACACAUGCAAUUACAAAAAACACCAAUAAACUGAGAAAAGAUCUUCAUCCGUUUGACAGCACACGUGCUGCAAGCCCUCACAACGCAAACACAUUUUUAAAAAAACACAGCUGCAACGCCAACAAAUAAUGAAAACACCUGCAAUUUCUCACAACACUUUCAAAUAGCACGGAAAACAACGGAAAUGUUUAAAGAGGGCUAUAUAACGUGACGAACCCGGCUAUUAAGUUAUGGUAAUUUAGGCUAAUAAAAUACAAAAGACAAGAGAAUCAGGAUGUUAAAAUAAACAAAGAAAACUCACCUUUCAAAGAUCACCUACAACUUCACUGAGCAAUACAUUUUCAUAAAUGGUUUGCGUUGUGUGAAAAUGCAGCUCGUUUUCAUAAAUUGUUUGCAUUGUGUGAAAAUGCAGCUCGUUUUCAUAAAUUGUUUGCGUUGUAAGAAAACGUAGCGCGCUUUCAGAAAUUGUUUUCGUUGUAAGAAAGUGCAGUGCACUUUCAUACAUUUUUUGCGUUGUGGGAAAAUGCAGCACGUUUUCGGAAACUGUUUUCGUUAUGAGAAAAUGCAGCAUGUUUUCGUAAAUCUUUUGCAUUGUGAGAAAAUUCAGCGUGUUUUCCUAGAUGGUUUGCGUUGUGAGAAAAUGCAGCACGUUUUAAUAAUUUGUUUGUGUUGUGGUAAAAUGCAGUGCGUUUUUGAAUGUAUUUGCGUUGUGAGGAUUUGCAGCAUGUGUGCUGUCACAUAGAUGAAGAUCUUUUCUGGCGUCUUUUAUAAUUGCAUGUGUUUUCUUAAAUUGCAGAAUGUUAAGCUCUCUCGGCCAGCGUAUAUUAUGCUUGAUUUCUAACAUGUUUUUUUUUGGGCUAGUGUAUCACCUCUGUUGUGUGAACUAUGACUUACAUUUUAGUGAUGAAAUCCAGAAGUAACUUUGAGGGUUGAUACCACAGUUCAGUAUGUGUCAAAUGUGCUGCUUGUACAUUCAGUGAGAACGGUUUCUUUCGCUCAUCCCAAAAAAAGAAGUGUUCUCCAAGUAUCAUUUCUGCAUUGUUGUUGUACUGGUUAGCUGUAAAAAGAAAAAAAAUAAAUAUAUAAACAUAUAGAACAGGGCUGUAAGACAUGCAAGAGACAAAGACAAACUUACA
This is a messenger RNA of Danio aesculapii, 3590 nucleotides long. It is a transcript of the gene gfra1b, whose product is annotated as gdnf family receptor alpha 1b. Gene Ontology annotation, molecular function: signaling receptor activity. The record is from RefSeq and is a predicted model, not a curated record. NCBI's taxonomy places the organism in Eukaryota, Metazoa, Chordata, Actinopteri, Cypriniformes, Danionidae. The transcript has 9 exons. Bases 178 to 1626 code for a protein of 482 amino acids. Gene Ontology annotation, biological process: nervous system development. Gene Ontology annotation, cellular component: external side of plasma membrane; signaling receptor complex.